Nakaseomyces glabratus is the source of this 261-nucleotide messenger RNA. It is a transcript of the gene DYN2, whose product is annotated as dynein light chain. Gene Ontology annotation, biological process: microtubule-based process. Gene Ontology annotation, cellular component: cytoplasmic dynein complex. NCBI's taxonomy places the organism in Eukaryota, Fungi, Ascomycota, Saccharomycetes, Saccharomycetales, Saccharomycetaceae. Gene Ontology annotation, molecular function: dynein intermediate chain binding. The record is from RefSeq and is a predicted model, not a curated record.
AUGGAUCAAGUUAUAGUGAAGGCCUCUGAUAUGGGCGAUGAGAUGCAGCAGGAGGUGUUCCGCAUCGCUGAGGAAGCCAUGCGAGAGCACACGCUAGAGCGGGAGAUUGCGAGUGUGAUCAAGAAAGAGAUGGACUCCCGGUAUGGCCACACCUGGCAUGUCAUUGUGGGUAGGAGCUUCGGCAGCUACGUUACGCAUGAGAAGGGCAAGUUUGUGUACUUCUAUGUGGGACCUCUGGCGCUGCUGGUGUUCAAGACAUAA